Molecule: messenger RNA, 9896 nt
Organism: Dunckerocampus dactyliophorus (ringed pipefish)
Lineage: Eukaryota; Metazoa; Chordata; Actinopteri; Syngnathiformes; Syngnathidae
Gene: sobpa
Product: sine oculis binding protein homolog (Drosophila) a
Exons: 7
Coding region: 312-2954 (880 amino acids)
Biological process (GO): animal organ development
Cellular component (GO): nucleus
Source: RefSeq, a predicted model, not a curated record
AUCAACACGUCAUAUAAUGUUUCAGCACAGGCCCCUCCCCCUGUCUCCAUCGCCCCCCUCACUCAACCUCUGCUUGGACUCUUGGACAGAGAGGCGUCUCACCUACUGCUGCUGGGACCGCGGAGGGGACGUGCGGAAGAUGGCUGACUUUUUAGCCGGGCACGGCGAGCCCUCAGCGGCAUCACCAGCGUCAAACGGGCGGCUGAGAAGCUACAAAACAUCCGCCGUCUGGCGACUGUAAAGAGCUGCUUCUCGUAUCCCCCUCCUCUGCACCUCACCGCAAAUAUUGACAGAAGUAUCAACGGGAAAACAUGGCAGAAACGGAGAAAGAGGGCAGACCUCCGGAAAAUAAAAGAAGCCGAAAACCAGCUCACCCCGUGAAAAGGGAGAUAAAUGAAGAAAUGAAGAAUUUUGCAGAGAACACCAUGAACGAGCUGCUGGGUUGGUAUGGCUACGACAAAGUGGAGCUGAGAGAUUCAGACAAUCUGGAGUUAAGCGAUACAAGGCAGCACAUCUCUGUCCUUGCAGAAAACUUGCCAAAAAUUCCAGCUCCAAGAGAGAGCAGCGAAGCCUCUCCGGAUCGAGCCAACAGUUCCCAGUCUCUGCCAAACACCAAAAAUGGAGUCACAGAGCCCUCCACCACCAUGCCAUUCACCUCCACAACCAGCACCAAGGAACAUGGCAACCAGUCCAUCACUGUCCCAGUGGUACCUUUGCCACUGAUCAAGCCCUCUGCAGACGAAGACGCAACCAAUGCUCAGAUCUUGUGUGCCUGGUGCCAGAAGAUCGGCGUCAAACGCUACUCUCUGAGCAUGGGCAGUGAGCUGAAGAGUUUCUGCAGCGAAAAGUGCUUUGCUGCCUGCCGCAGAGCUUAUUUCAAGAGAAACAAGGCGCGAGACGACGAUGGCCUCGGUGGGAAAUUACUCCAGCACAGCUUUACUCAGGACACGCCCAGGCUUGUCUUCAAGACAAACAGCGAUGUGCUUGUAUGUGACUGGUGCAAGCAUAUCCGCCACACCAAGGAGUACCUGGACUUUGGGGCUGGUGAACGACGGCUGCAGUUCUGCAGUGCCAAAUGCUUGAACCAAUAUAAGAUGGACAUCUUUUAUAAGGAGACCCAAGCAGCGCUGCCUGUAGGUCUCUGUAACCCAGGACAUGGGCCUGAGGGGGAAGGUAAGGCGGAGUGCAGUGGAGGUGUACAACUACUCACUCCAGAAUCCUGGGGAACACCUUUGACAGACCUUCGGCAUAAAGCUCCUUCACCUGGAGGACCCAUCAACUCUUCAGCUCCUUGCACUUCUUCUGACACCUUGUCCUCGGAUGCUGUGUGCUCACCGUCCAAGAUCUCCACACCUCGAUCCCAUGAGAGCCCAACGCUCCCCCCGCCUCCCAUAGCUUCUUUGCAUCCAGCUGUUGGGGUUUCCCCUGGCAGCCCUCCGAUGGUGAUGACCCCCCGGGGGCCAAUGCCUUUGCCUCUGUUUAUGGAACAUCAGAUGAUGCAGCAGAUUCGCCCACCAUUUCUACGUCCAUCUGUCCACCCGGGCGGACCCAACAGUCCCUUGUCAAACCCUAUGAUCCCUGGUAUAGGUCCCCCACCUCCACCUCGGACUCUUGGUCCUACUUCUAGCGCCAUGCAUAGACCCAUGAUGUCCCCUCAUGUGCACCCCUCAUCCAAUCCCAAUCCUGGCAUGAUCCCGCCCCACCCAGGUCUACACAUGCCAGGACUUCCCCCUUUUCCGCCCAUCAACAUGAUGCCCAAUGGGCCACCAAUGAUGCCACCGAUGAUGAAUUAUGGCCUUCCAUCGUUAGCCCCAUUAGUACCGCCACCAACCCUCUUAGUCCCUUAUCCUGUAAUUGUACCUCUCCCAGUCCCAGUUCCCAUUCCGAUUCCCAUCCCCUUCAACCCCAAAUCUUCCCGGGACCAACAGGAAAACAGUGUUCCUGUGUCUUCAGAUUUUUCAGCAUCUCGGUCAUCUCAGUUUCCGAAUCCUGCUGUAGGAGAGCGAGGCAAACAGAGGCAAGAUCCUGGUGGUGCAGAGCGCCUCUCUCCUGGAUUCACAGACAGAAACAGGUUAGCGGUGAUGAACAUGACUGUGAAGGUGGAGGACAAUAUGAAAACCAUGUGUCCGACCAAUGACACUGGACUGCUGGAAGGAGUCAUUGAUCUCACUGUGAGCCAGAAAGCCUGCCAACAGCAUGUCAUUCACAGGAUGCCGCUUCAGGCUCAUGUCAAAGUAGAGGCAGAAGUUCAGUCAAGAUCUUCACCAUUUGCUGGGCCGGAAAGGGAAGUGAACGGCUGUCACGAUGUAGGAGAAGGGCCCACACUUCAGCAACCUCUCGGUGAUACUGAGAUGUUUGGGGCCACGCACUCAGACACACUGGAAACAUUGAAUUCAACUUCCUGUAAAAAAAGCUGUUCUUUGAAUGUGAAUGGUCUUGAAAAGGACAUUACCCUACAAAGUGCUCCCAGAACACAAAUGGUCCAACCCCAAACUAGCCCUGCUGCCCCAUGUAAUGUCAUUGUCAAUGGUACAGGUUGGCAUUCACUUCAUACUUUUGACUCUGAGAAAAGAAGAGAUGUGGGCGUAACAGAGAGAAAGGCAGAGGAGCACUCCGCAAAUGGUGAGCUGGAGCGGGACGCUCUAAAAGAGAACAAUUGUUCUGUGGGAGAAUGGGAACCUGUGAAGCUGGGCUCAACGCAAGACCAGAUGGAAGAGGCAACGGAGGGUAAGCCAGACCCUGACUCCAAUGUGGAGGAGGGUGAACAUCCCUACACCAUGCCACUACUGUCUACAGGGGGUUGCGUGGUUAUCCAGCCUGUGCCAAAGCCUGGCACCGAGAAGACAGCCAUCCUGUCCUGUUCCAUUAGUACACCAUUAUCAGCCACUGGCAGCCCCGAGCUUGGGCCUCCACCGAAGAGAAGGUGUCUGCGAAUCCGCAAUCAGAACAAAUGAGAUGGAUGCUCCAAGGACCGCUGUGCCAUCCACACCACAACCCACACUGCAUACACGCACACGUCCUCAUCCUUGUCCAUUCUACCAGCAUCACAAAUCGCCUUUGACUUACUGUGUAUUAGGAUCAUAGGAAAGAUGACAGCCCUCAUGGAAGGAAGGGCUUGAUGCAGCGGUCAUUGGAAGCACUUCAUAGUAAAUCCACACAACAUGAACCACGUUGUUUCUCACCGCACACUGCCCCAUGUACAGUAACUCCUAUUUGAAGCAGAUACUCUCUCCAUUGUCUGUUGUAUAAUGAAAGCACUAGAGUGCAAAGUUUUGGAGUUGCAGAAAACAUUGCAUUGUGGUCCAGGAAAUCUUAGGAAAUCUCUGCUGCAAUUUGUGACCGUAGCUUCACCCAUUCACAAAAAUAGAAAUGUUGCCCUCGCUUCAGCCAAGAAAAAGUGCACUUGGAAACCUCACAUGAAGUUCAGAUUGUGGUGGUGGCAGGUGGUAGCUACAAACAUGAACGAUACAGUCAAUGCACAAUACUAGCCUAUUGAGUAAUCAUAAUUUAUUAUGGUUGUGAUAAACCAUAACACACCAUGGAAUCGUGCAACCUCCCAGUGGCUCUCAUUUGUUUUGUCUUCGCGGGUUAUGGAGAAGCGAUACAGACCCCUGCUGUUUGAGAACUGUGAAGGCAUGGCAUCUUGUCAUGGCAAUAUGCCACUGCAGGCUAGUACUUAGUCUUUUCUAUAAUACAUUAGCAGUGAUGUUCCUGUCACCGGGCACUUUGAGACUGACAGGGUUGAGAGAAGCCAGCUUUUAUAAAUAAUCUCCAUUGGGCCUGCAAGGGAAAUUGUUAAAACAACACAUCCUCCAAAUAUAAACACACUGAAGAUUUGAAAAUGGUUGCCAUUGAUCUUGCCAAGCUGUUUAUUUAUUUGCCAGUAAUUAAAUCCAAUUCACAAGCCAGCAUCAUCCUUCAUUCAGUUUCAAGAUGUUUUUGACUGUGACAUAGAUUCCUAUGGAUCCUUUUGAUCGCAUUUUGUUGCACUUAGACCAGCCACCUUGGUAGCGUUUUGUUUACACUAUAGGGAAGUACAUUGUGCCUAUGGGAUGGCAUGUAUCAUAUGCCAGUUCUUGUGGUGCCGUGUUAAAAAUUAGAAUUAUGUUGCCAAACGAACAAGCACUUAUUUAAAAUAAAUGCCCAUGGUGUGUGACAUUGUUAAGUCACACUUUGUGACACUUUUUGUCAUUUCAGCCUUUUUCAUCAUUUAGUCGUACUUAUCCCGAGAUUUACAAAUCAGUUGUAUGCGUCCUCCUACGGUAAAUGCACUAAACUUUUUGUGUGUGGGAUGUGUGGGCCAAUUCCAGUGGAUGCAAGCACAAGUGGAGACUGCAGAGUUCAACUUCACCUGUUGCCUCUUGGUCAUGCUUUAAGCCUCACCUAGCUGCUUGCACAUUUUUGCAAGAUCUCGCAAAACUUGAGCGAGAUAAGGCAAUAACUUUUGCGAGAUCUCACAAAAGUUUCUCAUUGGCCCGUACAAGUCAUUUCCAGCCUCGCUGUUCUCCACGUUACAAAUGGAGUCACCCUCUUACAUCAGCAAGAAAUAAGUCCGUCACAGACCAAUUCUACCUGAAACAAGUGCUUGCAUAUUUGUAACAGUCGGCGUUAAGGGGUUAAAGUAUUUACUCUCAUUUCUAAUCAGUGUCACUAUUGAGGUUUAGGAGAUGAUAAUGGCCACUGGAUUGGAGAAAUUAUGUCUUUAGUGUAAAAACGUGGAGCAUGACGUCUUGUUUAUGAUGUAUGGCGGAAGUCCAUGACCAAAUUUGAGGACGUAAUAAAUGGCAAAAGUAUUGCGUUAGCUGACUAACUUAUUUCCCCCCCAUGUCGCCUAGGGGGCUCCAUACCAAUCAGCGUCAAUGCCAGUGAAAACUCUUUUAAGGUGCGCUGGACUCCAUGAAGGUGUUAUACAAUAGAAGGUGAUGAGACACCGAUUUGACUUUGACCAUGUUGCAAACCCUGGUUUGUAAAGGAAAUCCCAUCCAUCCAUUUUCUAUACUGCUUCAUCCUCAUUAGGGUCGGGGGGGCAUGCUGGAGCCUAUCCCAGCUGACUUCGGGCGACAGGCGGGGUACACCCUGGACUGGUCGCCAGCCAAUCGCAAGGCACAUAUAGACAAACAACCAUUCACACUCACAUUCAUACCUAUGGACAAUUUAGAGUCGCCAAUUAACCUAACAUGCAUGUUUUUGGGAAUGUGGGAGGAAGCCGGAGUGCCCGGAGAAAACCCACACGCACACGGGGAGAACUUGCAAACUCCACACAGAAAUGCCCAGGGGAGAAUCAAACCCAGGUCUUCCCGAUCUCCAGGCUGUUUCUGUAUUGGCCAACGUGCUAACCACUAGACCACCGUGCGGCCCUGUAAAGGAAAGCUUCAUUCAUAAUUCCUUGUGAUUUUUCUUCAUGUCAAACUUAAUUGUCUACCGCUGGUUUAUUAAAUAGUUCCACUGGUUUGACUCAACCCUUAAGAAGACAUGGCGUCCCGAGUGGAUGUCAUCAUAACAGCUGUUCUGCUUAAAAGUACCAUAAAAGCAUAUCUUGGUCUACUUUCAGAGUCAGGUCAGGUUCUAAUGUCCUGCUUUCCAUUGUUUCUCUGCAUUCCAUUGUUUCAUAACAUUACACCCUGCAGUUGAAGCAAGGGAAAUCAUCAAUUCCCUUGUUGGGUUUGAAGCAUACAUUCUGUAUAAACUGUGUUGAGCUGGCUGCUGUACAUGCCAAGAGCAAGAAGACAGACAGAUAGUAGAGGUGUUCAUCGGCAUGUUCAUCAAUCAUUAUUAGUCCUGCCAGGAUAAGGUUGAAAUAAGCAAUGAUAUUGGCUUUAAUCACAAAUGGACCUUUGCAAUAAAGACACACUCAGGUCAGUGUCACCUCUAUAUACAACAUAAAAAACCAUGGUUAACAUCAAAAACCCUGCAUAGGCUGGAAUAGGGAUGGGCAUGAUUAAUCGAUUAAUGCAAGGGUGUUGAAAGUGCGACCCAGGGGCCGUUUUGGUCCAUGGCACAUUGUAGAAAUAAAAUUAAACAAAAAUACACUAAAAUGGGAAACAAUGCAAAGAGAAAAAGCUGAAUCGAUAUCAUCGGCAUGGCAUAAAAAUGAGAUAUCGGCACAGAGCAACAAGGUCAGUAUUUCUGCCGUCUAGAAUCAUUUCCAAGUUCUAAAUAUGCAAUUUGCAACGACUAAGUCUUACGUUUUGCUCUGCUGUCUCCACUUAAAUAGUAGCACUGACUAGAAAGAAACGGGCAUCGCCGCACGUGCUUUCCAGCGACAGUAAAGCAGCCGCUCAUCACGCCAAACAGAAAACAGAAAAACAAAAGAAGAAACAACGUGAAAACUAAGGAAAACCAAAACUAAAGUCCAUCCUGGCAUGUGGAACAUGACAUAAAGCGUCAGUAAAGAGUCAUGCAGCGUGUUGGCACUUUUUCUACAACUUACAGUAUUUGUCUUAUUUUGCACAAACUUUUUAUUUGUGAAGUGCAUCCAGUAGAAGAAGCAUAAUGUGUUCAUUACAUGACCGAGCAUCAGCAUCAGUAGAGAUCCGUAUCGGUAAUAAAGCUGGACAAUAUUGGAUAUCGAGCAUCUCUGCUAAUACUAAAAAUAACACUUCGUCUUCAAAUAUAUAUUAGAGCUGUCAAAUGAUUACAAAUUUUAAUCAGAUUAAUCAGUUUUCAAAUUAAUUAGUAUUGAUGAAUCACCAUUUGCAACCAUGACUGAAAUAUAAUACAAAGCAUAUUGUACUUGCACAUUAACCCUUAUGAAGUGAGUGAUAAGAAUAUCCACGUGUUGGUUUUCUUCGUCUUUGUCUAUUUAUACCACAUGUACAUGCAUAAGAAAGAACCAAGUGUCCGUGAAUGCACCUCACGGUCGUGUGGUGACGAUCAGGAAGUGUCGUUCCGAGGACAAACAGACUACAGACGUAUUAAAAGUUGGAGAUACUGCAUGGUGUUGAAACUGCACUGCUGUUGAUGUGUUCAGGUCAGAAUAAAGUUCUAAAAGAGCGUCAGACCCUGUGACUCAGUGGGCACGCUACACUGUGUCUCCGUAAAGAGGAUUGCUGUGGUGCGCAUGAGCAUACCCGCCACCCUAGUGAGGAUAAGCGGCAUAGAAAAUGGUUGGAUGGAUGGAUGGGUAGCCUUACCUUAUUUUUAGCCUCUUGCACUUCCCCACUCACCUUUGUACCAUAUCAAGCUAUUCAUUGGACUUGAACAACUUGAAUUUCAAUAAAUAACUGGAAAAAUUGGGGUGUUCUAAAACUUUUGACCGGCAGUGUAUGUUUUUCUUUUCUCUGUGAUUUCUAAAGAUAUAAAAACAGCUAAAACGAGACAGCUAACAAUGCACAUAAUGGGAUACAACUAUUCUGCCUACGAAACCUUCUGAAAAAGCCUCCAAAACCAACAAUGCCCCAUUUGCAUAAUGUCACCUGUAUAUUAAAGAAGCUACAGCAACAUUAUUACGCCAAAGAACUACUUUACUGGGGUAGUGACACCUUGCCACACCACUUCGGCUAGCUACUAGCUGGCUAGCAACUAGCUUCACCACACACUCGCUCAAAGAGCGUCCGUGCUGCACUCACAACGCGUCAGGCCACUGUCGAAAGGUAACGCUACAGAUUGGCGCUGCCGCCAGUGCUGCUGUCUUUUUGUUUUUGAGUUUGGAAAAGUUAACGUUAGGUGUAGCGUUCGUUUCUAUCUUGCCAUGUGAAAUAAAUGCGCCCAGGAAGAAAGUUCCGGGAACGCUUAAAACAACCAACGUACGGCAAAAUACUGUCAUACUGUUAUCAUGAAUGUGCCUGUUAGUACUGUACAUGUUUACAGCAUAGAUAUAAAAGCAUAAAAGAAAGGUUUUUGGAGGUGUUUAAUAGUGGGCUUUGUAGGUGAAAUAGGUGUGUCCCAUUACAUGCAGUAAUUAGCCUCUUUUUAGCUGUUUUUAUAUCUUUAGAGCACACAGAGAAGAGAAAGUUGUGCGUUCAUGUCUCAUGAGGAUUGCGGAUGAUGGCAAAAAGUGCAGUUUUGCUUUAAAUACAUUGGUUUUUGCUAUUAACACAUCAUUUAUGACAGCCCUAAUAUAUAAAUGACCUUUCUUACCCUUUUUCCCAAGUAAAAUAUACAAAAAUAUCAAAGUAGCCCCUCUAUCGUUUUGAUUUUGUCAGUAUGCGGCCCACGGUGGACAAGGUUUGGACACCCUUGGAUUAAGACAUGAAUAAAUUGUUAAAACUGUAUCCAUUGUGUGCAGUUGAUUGUUGAUUGUGUCAUGAUGCAGAUUAGGCACAAUGACGUGCACUACUUGGCUCCAAAGCAGCGGAGGCACUGAUGAGUCAGUCUCAACAUGUUUAAAAUAUGAAGAACAACAUACAACAAUCAGCAGAUGGGGAAUGAAAAGGGAAUGCAUUCAUACAGACCACUGCUGUGACCCAACUCCUUCCUAGCAACACUAUUCUGCAAAUAAAAAUGAAUAAUACUCAUAGAAAUGUAGUCAAAUGCCCAACUCUAUUCCGUAAUAAUAUAUAGUAGAACCUCUAAGGUCGAGCAUAAUCUGUUUUGACAAACUAAUGGAAAUUAAAUUCAACUAUCGUGUAAAGACGUUAAAGUAAAGGUACCCUUUGAUGAUGAGUAACCAACAUGCAUGGAGAGGAUGGAAAUGAAAUGUUACCACAAUUUCAUGCAUUUCACUUUUGAACAUUGUUAACUUAUCAUACAAGUGUAAAAAGAAGUUCAAAUAAACGUGACGUGUGAGACCUGGUGAUGAACAUGCAGAAGAUUACUCCUUGUUACCCGCAUAUGCAACUUUGAAAUCAUUUUUCAUCCAAAUUGUCAUGUGACGUUGGGGGUUCCACUGCAGCGUAUUGUAUCUUCAAAACAUGGGAAAAUAUGGCUGUGCCCAAAUGUUGAAAAAUUGCACUGUCUGCAAUCUUUACGCUGAGGUAAGCAGUGGCAGCUCAAUUCCCGCUGAAGCAAAUGAGGUUAUACAUUAAAAUGUCUAAUGACACUUCCACCUUUACAGCAAAUCUUUCUCAACGUAUUUCCUGACCACCACCGUCCGGCGUCAUUUCAUUUCACAUUCACAGUAUUGGUGGUGGAAUGUCUUAACUGAAGUCUUUUGUCUGUUGUUUCUCCACUUUAACACAUUCCAAAACAUGAUUUAUAGCUAGCCCUGGUGCUAAUCUGCAGUAUUGUAAAGGACUGACAUGCUGAAGACAUGAUGAUGAUGGCCUGCAAGCCGGGGGCAUCACCUGUAUUGCAACGACAACCAACCCUUAAAGAUACUAGGAAUCACGACAUCAAACCCAAGUGUUUCAUCAAAAACAACAGAGAAGUUGCCUUAUCUCUUGCUUGUAUAAUCUGUACAGUUACGACAAUUACGCUCACGGUUCCCUUUUUUGUACAAAAUGAAAUAUACCGCAAACUUUGUUCUCUUCCUCGUGUCAACGUAUAGAUGAUCAGCUUUUUCUGUACCUUGUAUGAAUUGUCACACUUUAGCUCUCAGCCCCCAUGCAGUCUCUGUUCCCCGACAUCCGACCUGUUCAAUGUUUUACCUUGUGGUGGACUGUCAAUCUUUUUGUAUCAUAUUAUUUAUUGUUGACAUGUUUUGCAUUUGCAAAUAACAAAGAAAAAAGUAACUCGAGCAUUUUAUUUCAACGGAAAUGCCCGUAAAAGAGCGAAAUGCUUUUGUAAUUAUUCAAAUGAAGAAAACAACAAUAUGAUCAUUUUUAUUCUGAGGUUGUAACAUGUUCAGAACAUGUGGCCAAAGUUUGGAAAAAAACAUUUUUUGUGUUGUAACAAUAUUUGUUAGUGAAUUGCUUAUGAAGAAAAAUAAAUGAGAAGCGCACACCUCUGUUUCAGAUUGGUCCAUGCCAAAUGCACAAAUACAAUUCAUUUCUGCUCUUCCGGGGAUUGCAUUAAGA